AUGGACUACAUACCCGACCUAAGUCAAUGGUGGAAAGCACCCGAGCUCGAGCCCGAUCGCAUCUGGAAAGAACCCGAGGUCCUUAUCAUGUGCACGUCCAUCUUCCCCGAAGUUUCCUCCUCAGCCAGCGCUUAUGAUGUAGCCAACCGCAGGUGGUAUGAGCUCAACAUAGACACGGUUGUGCGAGACGCAGAAGACUGGAUGUCUGAUGUGAUUACCAAGCACAUCAAAGCAUAUCACUCCAAACAUGGGACGCUUCCUGACUUCAAUGUUAUCAAUACCACACGUGAAGAAUCUACAACGACCUUUGAGAAGAAGCCAAACAGAGUGGUUGCCAGGUCCAUCCAAGGCAAUUUUUGCUAUUCCCGGGGCGAAUCGGACAUUCUGCCUACCACCACGUUCGACCAAAUCAAGAAUAAAGUGCAUCUGAGCUGCUCAGCUGAUCGCUGCACCUGGCAGGGAAUUGACUGUGUGUUUAAGCGUGUUGAGUUCCAGGAAGACUUGGAAGUGAUGGAACGCGAAAUUAGGCAAAGAGAGAAGUUACUUAGGGCGCUUGACGAGGAUCCCAAGUCAGGCUUCACGACCAUCGAGAGCCGUUUUCACGUUUUGCCUAUCCUUGCUGUCGUGCUCAAGUCCUCAGACACUGAUGAAGUUUUGGGACUGUUGAUGCCCUAUGGAGGACGGAGUUUGGAAGAUCUUGCCGGUGGAUAUCAGUAUGGCAUGGGGUACCGCGGCGAUGACGAAGACGAGGAUGAAGAGACUGACGGUGAAUUCAAGGACACUGAUGGUGAAGCUAAGAAGACUGACGAAGUCACCUUAGAGCCAGCGUCACUCCCACGGCUGCACAUCACGGAGACUCAAAUCCAAGCUUUGGUGGUAGCUUUGUGGGAGCUUGCUCGCGCCGGGGUUGUUCAUGGUGACAUUACGGAUAGAAACACUCUCUGCAUGGAAGAUGGGCAGCUGGUUUUCAUCGACUUGGGCGGUGUGGCCCCGGAUUACCAGGGAGAUUCACAUGCCAUGGGACUUAUGAUAAAAUGGGCGCUUGAACGGGUGGAUUGGAGUGCUCCGACCCUGGAACGGGUCCGUAAGGUUGGCCGUUGUCUUGAGAGCAUCACAGAUCAAACGUAG
Clonostachys byssicola is the source of this 1128-nucleotide messenger RNA. Lineage: Eukaryota; Fungi; Ascomycota; Sordariomycetes; Hypocreales; Bionectriaceae. The record is from the annotation of a GenBank genome assembly.